Molecule: messenger RNA, 1611 nt
Organism: Penicillium soppii
Lineage: Eukaryota; Fungi; Ascomycota; Eurotiomycetes; Eurotiales; Aspergillaceae
Exons: 2
Coding region: 1-1611 (536 amino acids)
Source: RefSeq, a predicted model, not a curated record
AUGGUCUCUCAAGCUCAAAUCGUUGAUCGGGCUUCGACGGCUCAAAGCACUGCGUCCUUGGUGUCGCGUCCCUCCGGUAGACGGCAUCGAUCUGGUCGAUCGCACCACGGCGGCUCGCAUUCCUCCUCAAACGAUUUCCCCAUUUUCACCUACACUGGCGACACAGAGGUUGUGAUUCGCGCCGGAUCGCAAGAGAGGCGCUAUCUACUCCACCGAUUGAUAUUGGCGCAAUGUUCGGGCUUCUUUGAAGCGAGCACAAAUGAGGACUGGUCGCGCCAGACGACCUUGGGUGCGUUCAAGCCGGAGGGAACAUUAUCCCGAGUGAGCGAGGAUGAUUAUUUGUCCAAUGGGUCAACACUGGUCCCCUCGGAUCAUGGAACUCCCACGCGACCAGGGGAAAAGAGACGCUGGCGCUACGAGUUAGACUGGGAGAAUCGCGCCGAGGAUGAAGAGGUGAUACUGGUACAAAAGCCCCCAACUUAUGCGCCCAUGUUCACUGGCGACCAAAGUACAUUCCCCUCGACAAUGACCAAGCCAUCCAACGCCCAGGCGGGGUUCUUUCGAUCGAUGGCGAACCUGACGGGGAUGCAGUCAGUAGCCCACCUACCACAGACUGGAGACCAUGGAGCGACUGUCGACCCUCUUAUACGCGACUAUGACAACUUACUACGGCUGUUCUACAAUCAUCCACCCAUAAUCAACAGUGUCAACAUUGCCUCUGCCUAUACAGAGUGUAAAUCCCUCCUUGCAUUGGCGGAUAUGUACGAUGCGCUUCCCGUAACAGGGCCCCGCGUUGAUCACCACCUACUCGGCUUUGGAUCGCGACUCUUCAAACAAAUCGCCAAAUACCCACCGAGCUACUUGAAGCUAGGCUACCUGGCGCGUAGCCGAGUCAUAUUCUCCGAAGCCUUGAUCCAUGUUGUAGGACAGUGGCCCGCCGCGCUACCAAGCAUGCGAAAUGGAUCAUACGCGCCCUUACCCGAAUCGCUCCUGGACCUGAUCGAAGACAAAGCGGAAGAUCUCGGUGAUCUCAAAGCCCGCGUUGAAUCCAAGCUCUUGCGCCUAUCUCUCACCACCUCUCGAGGGGAACGCGUCGGCCCCUCCAACGCGUACAUUGACUGGCUUGCUGUGUCCCUCUUCCGCCAAUGGUUAAUAGAAAGCACCACUCCCCCGCCAGCCCCCAUUCUCAAGAACUCAGGGCCAAGCGAUGGCCCCACUCACCCCACUGGCUCAGCUUCGCACCCGGCUAGCGCGCCCCGGCCAGCCUCCCAAGACCCGUCUGCGCGCAUCUAUAGGUUGAUCGGCUCGUCGUCCGCACAGGCAUACCUGCCUCACGACGAGCUGAAGCGCUUUCUUAAACUUCACCCUACGCCGUCCGCUGGCUCGCUGUACACGCGCGAGACCUUGAAGCGCUUCGAGCGCAAAAUGGAUGAAAUUAAGCGGUUGGCGAGAGAUAUCGUCAAGCCGUUGAUGCGCAAUUUCCUCGAGCUGGAGCUGAAAGGACCGUCUGAUCAGCCUCUUGGUCCUGCUGGUCCUCGUGAGGGGACGCCCGCUGGAUUGCCGUAUUUGACAUGCACCCGUGUUGAAGAGUCAGAUUUGCCUUGGAACUAA